CACUUCCAUUCCUCCAUUUUUUUCGUUACCUUUAGCAUAGCAUAUGGCACAUCACAUCCACAUCCCUCCUCCGACCUUCCCAAAACCUUUCAAGAAAAAUGGAGUUCAAACACAAGAAUCGUUGGCUUUUGUCUAGGGAAUAAUAUUGCUGGCAACAAAUGAUAGACACCGCAAGGAUUCGCCGUAUUACCACGGGUGGAAUGUGUACAAAGGAAACUGUUUCCACAACUCAAAAUCCCCAGGGUGUUACGCACAUGGGACUUGCAGAGAAUCAGUUUUGCUGGAAAAUGUUUUCCAGGCUUUUGGUUUCCAUUUGCACUCAGAAAGGCUAUUGAGAAGUUCAUGGCCUAUUUCUAAGGAGUGCUUGGUCAAGAAGGGCAAAACAAAAACCUGGAAAAUAUUUCCCAACAAUACUGAUUUUCAGCAAGUCCCAUACGUAUAACACCCCUUGGGAUUUUGAGUUGGGUGGAAACGGUUUUCUUCGUAUGUAUUCCACCUGUGGAAAUACGGAGAAUCCGUUUAUCAUUUGUUGUAAUACUAGACAGAAGCUGGCGAUUCUUGUUUUUGAACUCUAUUGUUCUUAAUAAUGUUUUACGAAGGAA
Rubroshorea leprosula is the source of this 602-nucleotide messenger RNA. NCBI's taxonomy places the organism in Eukaryota, Viridiplantae, Streptophyta, Magnoliopsida, Malvales, Dipterocarpaceae. The record is from the annotation of a GenBank genome assembly.